This is a messenger RNA of Cylicocyclus nassatus, 426 nucleotides long. Lineage: Eukaryota; Metazoa; Nematoda; Chromadorea; Rhabditida; Strongylidae. The record is from the annotation of a GenBank genome assembly.
AUGUCGCAACUUUUCAAUCUCGCUACCCCGCUGUUGCUCUUGGCGCUCUGUGUAUAUGCCACGACAUCCUUAACAGCCCAUCGAAGACUGGCUUCCGAAGGCACCCAAAAGCUGAUCCAUGCUAUCGAAAAGUUAUCGAAAAAUUUUCAUCAUAAAGUUGUCCAUGAUGGUUAUGCAAAGAAAUAUUUGAAGAAGUUGAACAUAAGUGUCGCAGCAGCAAAUCAACUAGUCAGAAAAAAUAAUCUUACCGCGCUCCUAUAUGGCUCAGAAGGCCCGCACGAUCCUGUCAAUGCGCUCGACGACUGGGGACAUACUCUUGAAAAAUUCAUAAUGGCCAAUAGAAGAUUAACCGCAUUUGGAUGCCACGGUCAUCACCACAAAGGUACCAAGUGGUUCGAAUACGCGUGCGUAUUCGACGCAUUAUAA